AUGGCUACUAUAAAAUGUUUCUUCAUCCUUCUUUCUUGCUUCUUUUCAAUUUCAAAUGGAAGGAUCCCCCCAGCUGAGUUUCGAGUUAAAGCUGUAAAUCUUGGAGGUUGGCUGGUCACAGAAGGCUGGAUCAAACCAUCCCUUUUCGACGGCAUUCAUAACAAAGAUCUCUUGGAUGGAACCGGGAUCCAAUUCAAGUCAGCAAAGUCUGGAAAAUAUCUUUCGGCGGAAACAUUUAAAAUAGGCGGAAGUGCCAAAAUCGUUGCCAAGAAAACAUCUGCUGCUGAAUGGGAAACAUUUAAAUUGUGGAGAGUCGAUUCGAGCAAUUAUAAUUUUCGGGCUGCCAACACUCAAUUCUUGGCACUUGGCUUGGACGGCAAGCAAUUUCUAUCACUAAUAACCGUGGCAAAAGAUCCAACUAUUUGGGAGACGUUUGAGAUUAUCAGAAAAGCUGAUGAUUUAAACCGUGUCCGAAUUAAAGGACUAAAUGGAUUUUUCUGGCAGGUAAAAUCAGAGGGGGUUGUUACUGCUGAUUGGGAUCGAUUCAAUACUACAUGGGGAGACGAUGAUCCCUCAGUUUUCUUGAUCACAACUGUGGGAGGAUACCAGGGUGAAUACCAAGUGACCAACGGAUAUGGUCCAGUCACGGCACCACAAGUGAUGAAGGAACACUGGAAUACAUAUAUCGUGGAGAAUGACUUCAAAUUCAUAGCAGAGAAUGGAUUGAAUGCUGUAAGAAUCCCAGUUGGGUGGUGGAUAGCCAGUGACCCCAACCCCCCUAAGCCUUUUGUUGGUGGAUCCUUGCAGGCCUUAGACAACGCCUUCUUGUGGGCUCAGAAAUAUGGCCUUAAGGUUAUAAUUGACCUACAUGCUGCACCGGGUUCACAGAAUGGUAUGGAACACAGUGCCACCAGAGAUGGUUCUCUAGAAUGGGGGCUGACUGAUGAAAGCAUUCAACAAACAGUAGCCGUCAUCGACUUCCUAGCCGCCAGGUAUGCAAAGAACCCAAGCCUGUUAGCAGUUGAACUGCUGAAUGAGCCUCUUGCACCGGGUGUUGCUUUGGACACCCUCACCCGCUACUAUAGGGAUGCUUAUGAUGCUGUCCGGAAGCACUCAUCCACUGCUUACGUAAUUCUGUCCAACCGACUUGGCCCUGCUGAUCACACUGAGUUGUUUGCCCUCGCCAGCGUGCUCACCAAACCAGUUAUUGACGUCCAUUACUACAAUCUCUUCUCUACCAUCUUCACUAAUAUGACUGUUCAACAGCACAUCGAUUAUGUCAAAACCAAUCGGACAGCUGAAUUGGCCAGUAUCACAUCACCAAAUGGACCUAAAAUCUUUGUGGGUGAAUGGGUAGCUGAAUGGGAUGUCAAGGGAGCAACAAGACAAGAUUACCAAGCAUUUGCGAGAGCCCAAUUGCAUGCAUAUGAGAAAGCAACAUUUGGAUGGGCUUAUUGGACUCUCAAGAACGUGAAGGAACACUGGAGUUUGGAAUGGAUGAUCAACAAUGGUUACCUCAAGGCUUGA
Molecule: messenger RNA, 1527 nt
Organism: Coffea eugenioides
Lineage: Eukaryota; Viridiplantae; Streptophyta; Magnoliopsida; Gentianales; Rubiaceae
Product: probable glucan 1,3-beta-glucosidase A
Exons: 8
Coding region: 1-1527 (508 amino acids)
Biological process (GO): carbohydrate metabolic process; cell migration; actin filament bundle assembly
Cellular component (GO): cytoplasm; actin cytoskeleton
Molecular function (GO): actin filament binding; hydrolase activity, hydrolyzing O-glycosyl compounds
Source: RefSeq, a predicted model, not a curated record